CACUAUAUAGAGAGCUCGGUGAGCUGAUCAGAGAGAAAGCAUUCUGCCAGCCGAGCGCCUCCAAAUCGCGAUCACUUCCUAACCUUCCCCCCCUUUUUAACAUAUUUGAUCACUUUGAUUCUCUCCUUCUCCUCCUCAUUAUUUUUUUCUCCGCGCACGAAGGAGGUUCUAUAGGUUGUGAUCCUCUCUCUCUCGCUCGCUCGCUUUUUUGUUUUUAUUAUUGCCGCUCGCUCGCCGGAGAGUUUGACUUCGCGUUUGACUCGAGCACGGGCUUCAUCCGCGCGCAGGCUGCUAAGCGCUACCUCAUCCGAAGAAAAGGGAAAAAGAAGAGUAGAGACAUUUUUAAAAUAUUUUUCCUUCGCGUGUGUGCCUGCUGCCAGUUGUUGGUUUUCCUUCAAGAUUUGCUGGAACUUGGUGUCGCCCGCCGCCAGUCACCUCCACCAGUCAGUGUGUGUUGUUUUCGCCGCGCGGGUGUGUGUGUCUGAAAGUUGUCGGCCCGUCUCCUCAUCAUUUUUUUUUUCGUCGUAUUUAUUUUCCAUUAAAAAAAAAUUCUCCACCUUUUUUGUUGCUUUGAUGGGUUUCCUGGAUGGCUGACUGCAGGCGCCCCUGGACUUGGCCUCAAAGAGCAGGACCGCGAUUCGGCUCUCCUGUUCCUCACUUCUGCUGACCAUUUCUGACCAAGUAGGCUAACGUUACCCCCACUGUUCAAGCGACGGCGUUGCUCGAUCGGUGCCGGAUAAACAGCCGCCGCUGUGCCGAUCCUGUGUUAAUCGUUUGACUGUUGCGAGAGCGUAAAUCGAAGCCCGUGCUGUGUUGUUAUUUUGCUGUUCGAUUUUUAUUCGCCCCACUCAAGAACGCCAACACGGAAGACAAAAAGUUUUCCCAACGCUGACUGAUAGAUAUGGCAAUGGUAGUGUGGCGAGGCUCCCAGGACGAUGUGGCUGAGACGCAGGGCGCGCUCUCGUCGCAAGCGCAAGGAGGACUGUCCCUGGCCGCGCCGCAACCCGGCCAGCUGAACCUCGCCGCCUCGCAGGUGGCCCCGCCGACCCCGCAGACGCCCGUGCAGCCGGGCGGCCCCAACGCCAACGCACAGUCCACGCCGUCCAACCCCACGUCGCAGAGCCAGUCGGACAAGCAGCAGCAGCAGCACAUCGAGUGUGUGGUGUGCGGCGACAAGUCCAGCGGCAAGCACUACGGCCAGUUCACGUGCGAGGGCUGCAAGAGCUUCUUCAAGCGCAGCGUGCGCAGGAACCUCACGUACACGUGCCGCGCCAACAGGAAUUGCCCCAUCGACCAGCACCACCGCAAUCAGUGCCAGUACUGCCGCCUCAAAAAAUGCCUCAAAGUUGGCAUGAGACGGGAAGUCUCUCUUUUCACUGCAGCCGUCCAGAGGGGAAGGAUGCCACCCACGCAGCCCCACCACGGCCAGUUCGCCCUAACCAACGGGGACCCGCUGCACUGCCAUUCCUACUUGUCCGGAUAUAUCUCCCUGCUGCUCCGAGCAGAGCCCUACCCGACGUCCCGCUACGGCAGCCAAUGCAUGCAGCCCAAUAACAUAAUGGGCAUCGAAAACAUUUGUGAACUGGCGGCGCGGAUGCUGUUCAGCGCCGUGGAAUGGGCCAGGAAUAUCCCCUUCUUCCCCGACCUGCAGAUCACAGACCAGGUGGCCCUGCUACGGCUCACCUGGAGUGAGCUGUUUGUGCUGAACGCGGCGCAGUGCUCCAUGCCCCUGCACGUGGCCCCGCUGCUAGCAGCCGCCGGCCUCCACGCCUCCCCCAUGUCCGCGGACAGAGUCGUGGCCUUUAUGGACCACAUUAGGAUCUUCCAGGAGCAAGUGGAAAAGCUGAAAGCAUUGCACGUUGACUCCGCCGAAUACAGCUGCUUGAAAGCCAUCGUGUUGUUCACAACGGAUGCUUGUGGUCUGUCAGACGUGGCCCAUAUCGAAAGUUUGCAAGAGAAGUCCCAGUGUGCACUGGAGGAGUACGUUCGGAGCCAGUACCCCAACCAACCCACCCGAUUUGGAAAGUUAUUACUACGCUUGCCUUCUCUUCGCACAGUGUCCUCUUCGGUAAUAGAGCAAUUAUUUUUCGUCCGAUUGGUAGGUAAAACCCCCAUUGAAACCCUCAUUCGGGAUAUGUUGCUUUCGGGGAGCAGUUUUAACUGGCCUUACAUGUCAAUUCAAUAAAGGAGCGAUCAAAAGGGAAGCUGUGACUGCAGUAGUUAGCGCUUCUUUUGUAGAAGGAACGGCUGUUACACGAGUUUACUUUCACGAAGAAAAAAGACGUUUUCUUAAAUGACUGUGAAUUAAAAAAAUCGAGACAUUCAGUGAACUUUCAAAAAUCAUGAUUGCUCCUAUAGUGUCAUUCUGAACAACUUGUUAGUAUGUUUUGAUUGUUUUUUUUUUUUUUUUUUUUUUUUUUUUACAAAAGGAAAAAAAAGAAAGAAAGAAAAAAUGGGACAAAAAGAAUGAUGGACAAAACGUACAAAGGAUUUUGAUAAUCCUUUUUGGGGGAAAUUAAACUUUAAAGUGCAUUGAAGCGAUAAUCUGGAGAAUUUAGGAUGAAGAAAAAAGUCCGUUUUCUUUUUUUUUACACAAAUGGCUACUUUGUCCUGUGUCCAUGUAUCUAUAGCUGUUUUGUAUUUCCCCCUCCUUUCUGGUUCCAAACCGGCCUAUGUGAUAGUAUGCAGUUGUGUUUUUUUUUUGUCUCUUUUUUCUAAUAACCACGACUUUUUAACCAGUUGAGUAAUGUAAAGACGUUCUUCAAGAAUUAAAAAAAGGAAAUCUACAGCAAUAUAGGACAAGGUUAUACUUAAAUGCUGCAAGCGCACUUACUCUUUGAUAUCCCCUUAAUAAACGGGAGUAGGGAUUUCUGUACGUCAGGUUCGAGCUAUCAAUUCAAAUGAGCCGACCGGUCCAUUAAAGGCCAGAUUAGCCGUAAUGCACCAGGGUGUCUCUGUCAAUGCCACUAAGUUCCUUCUGUAUUUCUCAAGACACCCGAAAGUAUCACCAUUUCAACAGUUAUUCUAUAAAAUGUACCACAUUGGAGGUGUUAUCACUGGACAGUUACAGAGAUAUUCUUAUACGUUUGUGUAGAAGUUGCGAGCUGGUCUUUAGUAGGCCGCAGAAAAACGGAUAAACAAGGUCUACUUUAAACCCACAGAACAAAUCACCGGGAUUGAAGUCUGAAAAGUUGCAUCUGUUCAAGAUAUUUCACUAUAUUUCACGAGGCCGUCCAGUUUUAUGCAGUGCGGAAUUGUCGCUACAGGAGAAAAACUCAAACCAUCCUAGGCUGUUUGAAGUUGGGCGAAAUAAGGUCCUCAGUUAUUUUUUCAUGACAGAGCAACAGUAUUAAUGAAUACAUCUGGGAAAGAAGUCUCCCCCAACUCUUCAAGCAUUAAAGUGCCUGUAAAAGCGCAAAAGUCACUGAUUUGUUUGUUGUUCAACGUUACGCUAUAGACGACGUGGGGACACGCUUCAAUUUUACAACUCAGUCUUAUGAUUGUGUAUUUCACUUGAAAUAAAAAGAGACAACGAUUAGAGACAGUAUUCUUGUAAAUAUAGGUCAAUUCAUUUCAAGGACUUUUUUCUUAUACAAAGUAUAUGUGAUUAAGAAAAAACUGUGGUUGCCAUUUUUGUUCGGUAAAAAAACAAAUGUCUUCAAAUUGAGUGGCAGACUUAGCUAGUAGCACUGAAAGUUCUGUUUGUAAUGUAUAUACAUAUUAAGACAAAUGUUUUUUUUUUCUUUCUUUCUUUUUUCAUGUAUUUAGACUGUGAAUGCAUGGCCACAGGUCGCUAACCUAUUUUACCUUUGAUAUAUAUAAAUGUAAAUGUUUUUGACUGUAUAGAUAUAAUCUGUGCAUUCAGUACACUAGCCCUUGUAUUUAAAAAAGGACAAAAAAAGAAACAAACCGUUCAAUAAUAGGCUAAGACUUAACAGGGUGAGCUGGUUUGGAAAGGGGUGGCUAUUUUGACUUAGUGUUCCUGCUCCUUUUCGGUCUGUAACAGAUGCCUUGUGUGUGUAUGUGUGAAAGCUUGCAAUUUCGUCCUUGUUCUGAGGCUUUUCUUCAACACACAAGACACCAUGUUGUGGUUGGAUAAAAAGGGAUCAUAUUGUGUAGUUGAUUCGAACAGUUAUCUUGAGCUGUUCCCAUUGCCACAUAUGGACCAGAGAAUGAUACAUGAUUGUAAUUAUGAACAGUUUAAACUGACCCACGUUUUUAUAUAAAUAUAUAAGAAUAUAUUACUGCAGGGUAUUGAUAACGUAUAGAUACUUUUUUAUUAUUAUUGAUUAUUAUUAAUUGCAAGUGAUAUACGUGAGUGUGUGUGGAAGUUUAUAGUUGAAAACAAUUCUUGUUUGUUUGUGUUAGCUUAUUGUAAACAAGCAUUCUGCUGUAAAUUUGUUCUUGGUAUUAAAUUAUAAUUUAUGAAUUUGAAAUCAAAAGCCUUGCCAUGUUUGUUAUUUGUGAGUUGCCGGUCAAUCAGCGACUGUUUUAAUGGGGGAGUGUGUAUGUUUUAAUGUGUUACACUGUUAAAAUGGUAUGUGUGUGCGCGCGUGUGGGUGAGUGUAAGCGUGUGUGUGUGUGCGGUUAUGUGUGGGUUAGAGUAUGUGAAAGAAUGCUAAAAAGCCAGUGGCUUCGAAAUUUGACGUGUAAAUGAUCCAACUUAAGUCUAACAUUUGCUACAAUGUGACCUGUUUUGAGUAUGACGUUUCAUUGUUAUUGAAAAGCGUUUAAAUGUAAUUUAGAAAGACACAAGCUGGUCAGUGUCUCGACACCUUGGGUGAACUCGACUACAUGCAUGUGCAAAACUCUCAGGGAGGUUUUACGCGUCUGAAUUAGCAAUGAAAUGCAACACUGCGCCUCUGAACGGGCUACAUGUCAAAUGCUGCCAUCGUCUGUUUUGAAAGCGGAACAUGACAGAAAAUGGCAAACAGCCGCGUUGUUCUGCGGUCACUGCUUCCUGUUCGGUUCAGCUCUGUCUCCAAACGAGUCCGUUUACACCUUUCUGCAAAUCUCUGGGUAAAGGACAGUCCAGCCGUGUGAAGGCUUCCCCCGGAAUUCGCCUCUAACUUGGUGUCCUAUUAGUUGAGUCAAUAUGGCGUCUUGGAGUCCAGUGCAAGUACUGCUCCUCGGAGCACAGCUCUGGCUUCUAAUAGAAACCACAUUGCAGAAAGAAAAGACCCCCUCCUCCUCCCUCUAUCCAGAGUGUGGGCUUCAAAAACUUUUCCUGACACAAAUGCGACCGGUUUGAGCACCUACCUGCUACCCGGUCUAGAAGCACAAAAAAUCAGUGAGAGGUUUUACAGAAAUUCACUUCUUGUUUUUUUUUUUUUCCAUCACACUUUGUUGAGUAAUGCAAACUGAGUGUGUGUCUUAGUGUGAUCUAUUUUUCCCGAACCUACUAAAGUUUGCUCAGCCUU
This is a messenger RNA of Astyanax mexicanus (Mexican tetra), 5420 nucleotides long. It is a transcript of the gene nr2f2, whose product is annotated as nuclear receptor subfamily 2, group F, member 2. The transcript is spliced from 3 exons. Gene Ontology annotation, molecular function: zinc ion binding; RNA polymerase II cis-regulatory region sequence-specific DNA binding; nuclear receptor activity. Gene Ontology annotation, biological process: negative regulation of transcription by RNA polymerase II; cell differentiation; anatomical structure development. The record is from RefSeq and is a predicted model, not a curated record. Bases 902 to 2185 code for a protein of 427 amino acids. NCBI's taxonomy places the organism in Eukaryota, Metazoa, Chordata, Actinopteri, Characiformes, Acestrorhamphidae.